CAAAAUAAGCCCCUACAAUCAAAAUGCCUUUCGUAAGCUCAAAAAACAAGCCCAAGAAGUUCAAAGGAUUCAUCAUCGCUAUGACCAAAGACCUGGGAAUCUUGCUACUCCAUCGCCAAAAUUGUCUCGUAAAAAUACAGAAACAGCUAGCAACGCAGCAACACGAUCGAAAAAAGCGCGAUGAUAAUUGGCAGGACUGCGAGACCAUCUCAUCCAGAACAGCAGACGAUAUCAUCAAUAACAAUGCUCUGUUAGUCAAGGUAAACGACGAACUCGAGAAGGUGCACGGGGAGUACUGGGAACAUCAGCUUCGUCACAACAAGCUUAUAACCACUCAUCCGACUAAUAAAAUUAUCGUGAAUGAGGUUAUGAUUCCCCGACUGCACCGAGACCGACACAACCGGCCGUAUAUCUGGGGACAUGAUCAGAAAGAAUGUGCUGCCCGGGGAGGAUGUUGUGGACGGAACUGUGGUUGCUAUGAGAAGGCGUUGGAUUGGUACCUUGCACCGGUUGAGGAACCUGAGAGAGAACAGAGGAAGUUUAUGGGAGAUUUUCGGACACUAUUGUUGAGUGUGCUUGCUGUAUUGAGUUCAGGAAGUGUUAUCGGCCACAUCCACGGCUUCCUCAUACAGCAUUCUAGAAUGAAAUGAGAGACUGUGCUCUCUUUUCUUGUUGUGAACUUCACUUGCUGUGGCCAUUCAUGUCUUGUUUGUAUUCUUGAAGAGAAGUCAUCCGUUGAGCUGUGGUUUAGCAGUUAGAAAAUAC
Aspergillus glaucus CBS 516.65 is the source of this 765-nucleotide messenger RNA. RefSeq lists its product as uncharacterized. The coding region runs from base 24 to 650 and encodes 208 amino acids. NCBI's taxonomy places the organism in Eukaryota, Fungi, Ascomycota, Eurotiomycetes, Eurotiales, Aspergillaceae. The record is from RefSeq and is a predicted model, not a curated record. The transcript has 2 exons.